GCUCUCAUCCAUUGGACCCCCCGAUAGAUUCUGAACGGUGAGCGUGGCGUCCGAUGGAAUUUGAGGCGUCGGACGCCCUACCAGAAGCAUUACCGAUAAGAGAAGGUGGGACAGUCACGAACUUGGGACGAAGCCACCAACCAGCUCGCUGCCUCCCCGCGCCAUGGCGACCUCGACCUCCCUCCUCCCCCCUCUCCUCCCCGUCCCUGCCUCCCGCCACCGUUUCCACCCCUCCCCGUCCGCAUCCCCCCGCCACCUGCGCCUCUCUCCUGCUACCCGCCGCCUCCGCGCCGCUCGGCGCCGGCACCCCGACGCCGUCGUCGUCGUCCCGGACGCCCGCCCCUGGGUCGGCGAUCUCUCGGGCGCCACCGCUUCCUACCGGGAAGGCGGCGAGGAGGACGAAGACGACGCGGACGCGGAUGACGACGAGGACGAGGACCGCAGCCUGGACCUACUGGCCCGGUUCCUGCACUCCGUGUUCAGGAAGGUCUCCCGCCGGGCGCGCCGCGCCGCCAGGUCCGUGCUGCCGCCUUCCGUACCCGCUGAGCUGGUGAAGUUCUCGGUCAAUGGCGUGCUGGUCCUGACGUUCUUAUGGAUCCUGAAGGGUCUUCUCGAGGUGGUCUGCACAUUUGGAAGCAUGGUGUUUGCAAGCAUCCUUCUUGUGCGAGGAAUAUGGUCUGGGGUGACUUAUAUCAGAGAAAAUCAGUACAGCUAUAUUCACCGGAUCGACAACGACGAUAGCCGAUGGAGCAGAGUACAGACUGCUGGUUGAUAUUUUGCUUUCCUUCUCUGUGGAAAGACUCACACCCUGCAUUGCAGGCUCUAGAAUAAAAAGAAAUAUGAGUUACUAAUGAGAUAGAAUGCUCCCAGGUCAUUGCCAACUAGGACGAUUGCUAUUGGUAUACCCCACAGCUGAACCAGAAUGAAACAAAUCCACAUGUACCUGAACAGAAUACGUGGUUCCUCUCCAGCUGGUUUCAGGAUUGAAGGUUUGAGUUGGUGUGAGCUCAUAUGUGCAAAAAAAAAAAGAAAUGAAAUUGUGCUGAAGAAUGUUUGCAGUCCUGAUCUGGAUGCAUCUGGAGGUGCCUGGCUAGGCUUUGUAUGCAUGUACGAGUAUGAGUAUGACACGUAAGCAGCUGAGCUAGUUGCAGAUAUCGAAGAACUCAUGCUUGUUUUAUGUGCA
Messenger RNA from Panicum hallii, 1183 nucleotides. RefSeq lists its product as uncharacterized. The transcript is spliced from 3 exons. Gene Ontology annotation, biological process: negative regulation of photomorphogenesis; regulation of abscisic acid-activated signaling pathway. The record is from RefSeq and is a predicted model, not a curated record. NCBI's taxonomy places the organism in Eukaryota, Viridiplantae, Streptophyta, Magnoliopsida, Poales, Poaceae. Bases 164 to 772 code for a protein of 202 amino acids.